Messenger RNA from Lasiosphaeria miniovina, 5291 nucleotides. RefSeq lists its product as uncharacterized. Bases 1 to 4824 code for a protein of 1607 amino acids. Gene Ontology annotation, cellular component: RQC complex; cytosol. The record is from RefSeq and is a predicted model, not a curated record. Gene Ontology annotation, molecular function: zinc ion binding; ribosomal large subunit binding; ubiquitin protein ligase activity. Lineage: Eukaryota; Fungi; Ascomycota; Sordariomycetes; Sordariales; Lasiosphaeriaceae. The transcript is spliced from 5 exons. Gene Ontology annotation, biological process: ribosome-associated ubiquitin-dependent protein catabolic process; rescue of stalled cytosolic ribosome.
AUGGCUACUGGGGGCGGCUUCGGCGGGUUCGCGACAUCCUCGACAACUCUUUCGUACAUUACCCCUCCACCAAACCUCUCCGACAUUCCCCAGGAUGUCAUUGUCCCCUUCAAGAAUCUGCUCAAAAAGGACAGCACCACUAAGUUGAAAGCGCUAGAGGAGAUUCUGGCCUACGCGCAGAGUCACCCCUAUGAAAAUGGAGGAGUUGAAGAGCCGGUGCUAGAAGCUUGGACUACGCUUUACGCCCGGCUAUCGAUAGACAACGCCCGCCGCGUCCGCGAACUCUCCCAUACCCUCCUCAUCGAGCUCCUGAAGUCUGCUAAGACCCGGAUGGAGAAACGUGUGUCUUCCAUUAUCGGCCCAUGGCUUGCUGGCACUUUUGAUAAAGACAAGGGUGUUGCCCGUAUAGCCACCGAGGGCCUGGCCUCGCUUCUUAAGACAGAAGAGAAGUUGAACCAGUUUUGGCGAAAAUUGCAGUCUCAAAUCCUAGACUUUGCUAUAGAGGCUAUUAGAGAGUCUCCCUCCACCCUCAGCGACUUGAGAUCUAGCACUCCAGAGGAUGCCAAUGGAAAGUACUUCCGAGUCGUUGGUUGUAGCUUGUCUCUUGUUCUCGCCCUCGUGAGAAAGGCGGAGCCAACCAAGCUUCAGGGGCUCCUGGGUCGCUAUUUCGAAGUCGACUCUAUUUGGAGUCUAGCCACUGCCGAGGAGCCGUUCGUACGCCGGACACUCUUCCAGCUCUUGCAAACAUGCGUUGAGACCAGUCCAGAGUCUAUAAAGUCCCGUCUUCCUCAGAUAGGGCGUGCUAUAUUUGUGGACGGUCUAAAAACUGCACAGUCUGGGUCUGCAACGGAUUUUGUUGCUGUCAUGGCCAGUUUGACGAAAACCUUUCCCCAGAUCUGGGGUACGAAGCAGGAACCCUUGUCACGGUUGCAGCGGCUUGUCGAAAAAGGCUCGCAGGGUGGCUCUGCGGCGUACUGGCAAGAGUUGGACAGGUUGUUGGCAGCCUUGGGGAAGAAGCCGAUAUCUCCUGCGAUGGUGAACUUUAUGAAGUCACUGAGAACCGGAAUCUCGGACCGGCUGGAGCCACGGGCAAAUGCCCCCUAUGGUUGGAGGGUCUAUCUCAAUAUGCUCCAGCGGGCUAUCGAUGACUCUGUUCCAAGUUCAGACUUCCUCAACGAAGCCGUCUUCCCACUAACGCGCCAGUUUUUGCAUCCGACCCCGGAGCUGUCCUCAUGGACCGCACCUUCGGACCCUCCUGUCUUUCCAUUAGUCUGGAGGAUCUUGGCUCGUCACUCCAACACGGCUGUCCGGGAGUCCGCCAAGGAAGAAUGGCAGAGGUUGUCUGCCUCCUUCUCUUCACGCAUUGCCAAUUCCGACGCUGAAGAUCUAAAGAGCUCCGAAAAGUCAAAGUUCGGGCUGGCCGAGGAAGGCGAUCGCUGGUUCAAGCUGGUAGCUAGUAUCGUGAAGGAAAACCGUCUUGACGAAGAUAAGCCCUUGCUGAGCACAAUUACUGCGUCAUCAAGCCAAAUCCUGAAGGAUGCUUCGGAUCUGCUAUCGAGGAGAGAUUAUCGGCAUACUGCUCUGGCUUCAAUUAUACAGUCCGCGUUCAAACACUGCCCCGCCACUUUUGCGGACGAAAGCCUCUUCUCUAGUCUCUUCCCUCUCGAUAACGCCACAAAGCUCAAAACCCUUGUCAACUCAGAAUCUUUCCGCCUACUUGCCCCAUGCCUCGAGGGGAUUGCCGAAACACACGAAGACCAAUUCCAGGUGAUAUGGAAUGCGCUCAUCGCGUCUUCAAUAAACCCCAGCGAUCCUCCCUCCUUGCCAGCAAUUUCAACUCUCAUAUCAACCCCUUCCGGCGCAGGGCUUGCUAUACAUGCUGAACCACUGCAAGCGUUUCUCAUCUCCAACUGGCUCCGUUGUGUGCAGAACCCGUCGUCUGACGCCUGGAAAGUCUCGGAAGCCAGCCUUGAGCACGGUGCUGUCGGUAGCGGUACACUGGAGUCGAUAGCUUCAAGCCUUGUUGAGCGACUUAACGUGCCAACGAUGUCUGGUCCAGCACUUGAAGCUCUGGAGAUGAUCAUCCGCAAAGAAGGCGCUGUAUUCUCGAAGGAUCAACAACUUCACAUUGAUCUUAUUACGCGUCUAUUAGCUUUGACAGAGAUUUCAAAUCCAAGUGUUGUCAAUAAGGUACGAGUUGUGCGGGCGCUUUUAGACAAUCACAGGCCUGCUGAGCGCCACCCACUGAUCGCCAUCAACGAAAAGAACUUGGAUGACGUUGGGCCAUCAUCCUUGGGGCUAGAUGUGUUGGUUCAACAAGCUGUUGGGGUUCUCGAAGCCGGGAACCUGCCAGAGGAGGACCUCUUUCCCAACGUGAACGUGUGGAUGGCCGAGAUGCGCCAGUUUCUCCGUGAUACACCGAACCCCUCCCUCUCACUUACUAGCACUUUGGGCGGGGCAUACUUUCUAGUGAAGAAACUCUCCAGUCCUCCCCUGGCGGAUGGAGGCCAGCUUGACGACACGGAAAGUCCACCAAAGCGAGACGGACAAGGCCGGUCAAUUCCUGCAAGGAUGGCCGUCUUCACAUCUAAAUUGCUCUCUCAUGGGGUGAAACUAGCAUCUCUACCCGAUAACUUCCAGGUGGAGCUGCUGUACCUGCUCUGUCUUACAAAAGCACUUGCAGCCGACCAGUUGACAGUAAUGCAGCCCGAACUGCUCUGGAGGCUGGACCAAGGCGAAGAAGGGUCAGCCGAGGUUGAGGAGUUUGUUGCACUCGUCGACAAGAUCAUGAAUGAUGUUGUCGCAGACGCGAGUGAUUGGAGACAAUUCCGCUCCACCGACAAUACUCUAGUCGGACGUCUCAUCGGACUCUUGCUCAGAAGUGCCGGCAAUCCAAGCCCUGCUGCAUUUUAUAGCGCCAAGGUCCUCGGUUAUCUUUUUCAGUUGUUGACUGAGGCACAUGGCCCUCCACUGCAUUUGGAGGCUUGGUUCGGCGAGCUGGGCGUCAUGAAGGCAACUCCGAGUACGAUUUUCGUGGCAGCAGCAUUUCUCACCGGAUUCGGGGAAGCUCUUACCUCUUCGACUACAGUCAGUUCUCUUUGCAAUCGGCUUGUCAGCGAAGUGAUGUCCUCUUCCCCCUCGUCCCCGAAGACCCUGUUUUCGGCCGUUCUCAUGAACUCCUGCCUUUCUGUCUACCAGGGUGGCCAGAUUCCGGUCGAGAACCGCAAACUCGUCUUUGUUCUUAAGCAAAUGACUUCUUGGACAAGCACACCGGCCGAGGUGAGCAACCAACUAGCUGCCGAAACGUGUAAAGCGAUCCAGCAGAUCCACCCCCAUGUCAAAGACGUGUAUGGGCCGUACUGGGAACAAACUGUCGACUACUGCAUAUGGCUUUGGAAUAAGGCCGCCAAAGAUCGAAUCGACAUCCGACUGCCGUAUCUCCAUUCCUCCCUCAAGUUGAUGUCCACGCUUGAGCUCUCCUGUGCCGCGGGAGAGGCGAACGAAGAUCUGGCAGAAGUCCUUGAGCAACGCUCAUGGGCCAAAUCGAAGGCCCUGAUAGGGUUGCUAAAGACGCCCCGCAAUACCAACACCCAGCCUUGCCAAAUUGUGGAUGCCAUUCUGUGUCGGGCCGUGGAGAAUAUUCCACUCAAAAACGUCGACGAUCUCUCGGCUCUUUAUGAACAGGUGGCUUCGGGGUCACGAGCUAUCCAACAAGCAGCGUUUGGCUUGCUUCACCGAGCACUACCUGCAGCGCAGGAGGAGAUUUCUGUUGAUGUGCUCUUGGAGGACAAAGUCGCACGUCUUCCUGAUGAGCUGCUGUCACUGCUCUUGGAACCCCCGACCCUCGAGGCUUAUCCGUAUGAACUCGUGGCACAGUUCCCGGGCCCUGUUCGCACAUACUUGCUCUCUUGGCAUCUCAUUUUUGAUGCUUGUAGCAAGGCUUCGUACAAAGUCCGCGGCGACUAUGCCGAAUUGCUCAAAGAGCAGUCGCAUUUCAGCCCUUUCAUGACCUUCAUGUUUGACGUCCUUGGCCACUCGGCUGCAGACGCAAUCAACUUGGAAAAGGAAGGUUUCACUGUGGAUCACAUCCGCUCGUACAGCCUCAAGCUGGCCGAAGCGGAGCCCGAGGAGCGCAAUCUGCAUUGGCUGCUGAUACAUCUUUUUUACCUGACCCUCAAACAUCUCCCGGGCCUGUUUAAAACCUGGUAUUAUCUCGUUUGCUCGUCUAAACAGACCAAAAUUGCCAUCGACUCGUGGAUACCCAAGUACUUGUCGCCAAUUAUCAUGUCCGAGGCGCUGGAUGAUGUGGUUGAAUGGGCAGAAAACCAGCCAGAGCCUGGAGACGACGAGAAGGAGCUUGUCGUGCAGGUCAGCAAAACUUCGCGGCAGAUCACGGCAGGUUACGAGAUUGAUGACGAGAUCGCCUCCAUUUUCAUCCGCAUCCCGUCGGAAUACCCCCUCGGAGUGGUGGAGGUCGGAAGCGUCAGCAGAGUGGCGAUCGCUGUGGAUGACAGGAAGUGGAAAGCCUGGAUAAAGGCUACCGAGGGGCAAAUAAUGUUUUCGGCAAGUAUGAGCUUCACCGAGGGCCUGACCGUCUUCCGACAGAACGUGAGGGCGGCGAUGAAGGGGCAUACCGAGUGUGCCAUUUGCUACUCGAUCGUGUCGUCGGACAAGAAGCUUCCCGACAAGGAGUGCGAGACGUGCAAGCACUGCUUCCAUCGCGUCUGCUUGUACAAGUGGUUUUCGACCAGCGAGCGGAACACGUGCCCUCUUUGCCGUAACCCGAUUGACUACCUCGGGCCGGGCAAAUUCAGGCGAAACUAACCGAGUCAAAAAUAGGGUGGAAAGUGUAGAGUUACACAGUGAUUGAAUUGAUACAAUUAGCGGAAAUUGGCAUCCAACUUGGCGUUGAGAUGAAGGGUCUUGCUUUAGUUUUUUCGUUCAUGUUGAUGGCGUGUGUUGGAAUUAUGGAGAAAGUCGCGUAUUCCGCCGUCGUCGGGGCAAGGGAAACGCCACGUAAUUCCAUAAUUAUUACUUGGGCGUGUGCAAAAUCCUGCCUCGUGGAGGGGAGCAUAUAUCUUUAUUUCUUCUCAUGUUUUCGCCCAGGCCUGCUGAUCUCUAACCACGCCGCUAGGGUCUCAUGUCCCAAACGAGACAAGCACCUUGCCGUUUUGGACUUCGGUAUACGGGGCGAUGAUGGCCCGCUCGGGGCUAGCAGCGCAGGCCCGGUGCGGUAGGACAAGACAAGCAUAUAGCAGUGUAUACAGCCCUCCCGUAAAAGACGUCGGCUG